GUGUCUAUCCUUCACUCUCUUUCUCUUUUUCUUAACUACUUCCUCUCUUUCUUGAACCAAUGGUUUCACAACUCUGAAGAAUCCGUGUGGGUAUGUGUUUGAAAAACCCUCCAAAACUUGGAAACUACUUUUGCUGUUUUCAGUUGUUUAAUUUACUUUCCUUCUCCUUCUUCUUCUCCUUCUUCUUCAUUCACUACUGCCUGUCAUGUCAAAAACCCUUUGAGUGCUUCCUUAUUAUUCUAUCACUACUUCUUUAUACACUAGUAUGAACUCAUGCCCAUCUAGCUUUAUAUACUCUUCCUCAUCACAGCAAAAUACCAGUAAUUCAAUGGGGAUGGUUUAUGAAGACAUGGCUUCUCUUUCUCUUUGCUCCAACUACACUCUCACCCCCUCCGCAGCCAGCUGGGGCUUCCCCUAUGAGGAGCACCCCACUCACAACAGUGAUCUUGCGGAGGGUACUACAAAAGGUUCUGAUAGCAGCGAAGAUAAUGGGGUUAUUGGAGAAAACAAUAACAACAACAACAACCCUAAUAAUAAAGAGGGAGAGAGUAGUAGCGGACAGUCAAAGCUUUGUGCAAGAGGUCACUGGAGACCAGCAGAAGAUUCAAAACUGAAGGAGCUUGUUGCUCUUUAUGGCCCUCAGAACUGGAAUCUCAUAGCUGAAAAGCUAGAAGGAAGAUCAGGGAAGAGUUGUAGACUGAGAUGGUUCAACCAGCUUGACCCGAGAAUAACGAGGAGAGCUUUCAGUGAAGAAGAGGAAGAGAGGCUGAUGCAGGCUCAUAGGAUUUAUGGCAACAAAUGGGCCAUGAUUGCAAGGUUGUUCCCUGGAAGAACCGAUAACGCUGUUAAGAAUCAUUGGCAUGUUAUUAUGGCUAGAAAGUAUAGGGAACAAUCCAGUGCUUAUAGGAGAAGAAGGCUCACACAAUCAAACAACUUUUACAGAAGAAUUGACCAUAACAAUAAUAAUAAUAAUAAUAAUAAUAAUGUAUCAUCAGAAUCAUCACCACCACCACACUGUUUUGUGGCUGGCUUCUCAUCACUACCGUUUCAUGGUGGUGUUCUUGACUUUGGUGCCAAUAAUAAGCCUUAUGCUGCUGUUGCUUCCUCUUCUUCUUCCACCUUCAAUUUCUUCUCUGGAGGUAGAGGCAAUAAUAAUAGUAGAGAGAUGGUAGGAGGAGAGUAUUAUUAUGGAAGUAAUCAUCAUCAUCAUUAUAAUCAGCAGCAAGCACAUAAUAAUAAUCAUGCUUACUACACUCGUUAUCCUAAUCAUCAGUAUAUGAUGAUGAUGAUGCCAUCAGUGCAACAGCAUCAAAACAACAACCAUAACAAGAAUUUUUACAGCUUCUCAUCAAAUUCAAGCACCACAGUAGCACAGGUGCUAGGCAGUGAUCCUUCACUAUCAUCCAUGGCAGAACAACAACACAGAGAUCAUGAAGAAGCCAGUGACCCCCCAACAACAAUCCCAGAGCCUCCGUUAUUUAUUGACUUCCUUGGAGUAGGAGCCACAACAUGAAUGAAACCAAAGUUUCUUUUUAUAUUUAUUAGAAAUUUAGAACCCAAAAAAAAAAAGAAAAAAAAAGCUGCAAGCCUUUAUUUCCAGCGGAGGAUUCUCAAUAUAGGUGUGGUCCAACAUUUGCUUAGAAGCCAUUCGAGGUAAACAGAAAGGAUACUUUGCUUCAGUUUGGUGACUGUGUACCCCAUUGCGUCACUUCUCUUAUUAACAUAUAUCAAACCUUUUCUCUCGUGA
Molecule: messenger RNA, 1747 nt
Organism: Arachis duranensis
Lineage: Eukaryota; Viridiplantae; Streptophyta; Magnoliopsida; Fabales; Fabaceae
Product: transcription factor MYB117
Exons: 3
Coding region: 266-1513 (415 amino acids)
Biological process (GO): regulation of DNA-templated transcription
Cellular component (GO): nucleus
Molecular function (GO): RNA polymerase II cis-regulatory region sequence-specific DNA binding; DNA-binding transcription factor activity, RNA polymerase II-specific
Source: RefSeq, a predicted model, not a curated record